This is a messenger RNA of Dendrobium catenatum, 1046 nucleotides long. RefSeq names its product cyclin-C1-1. The record is from RefSeq and is a predicted model, not a curated record. Gene Ontology annotation, molecular function: cyclin-dependent protein serine/threonine kinase regulator activity. Gene Ontology annotation, cellular component: nucleus; mediator complex. Lineage: Eukaryota; Viridiplantae; Streptophyta; Magnoliopsida; Asparagales; Orchidaceae. Bases 93 to 884 code for a protein of 263 amino acids. Gene Ontology annotation, biological process: positive regulation of transcription by RNA polymerase II. The transcript is spliced from 9 exons.
GUAAAUUGCUCUGCCCACUUUGCGCCUUCAUAAACUUGGCCAGCUCGAUCUGUCUAUUCGCCGGGCUUCGCCGGAUUCCAAAGCCAAAAACAAUGGCGGCGAAUUUCUGGACUUCUUCUCAUUACAAGCAGCUUGUUGAGCAGGAUAAGAUUGAUGUGGUGCACCCGAUCGACAAGGAGAGGGGUCUAACUCUUGAGGAGUUCAAGCUCAUAAAGAUCCACAUGACCAACCACAUAUGGAAACUUGCUCAACACGUGAAAGUGAGGCAAAGGGUUAUAGCUACUGCCGUUACUUAUUUCAGACGUGUGUAUACCAGAAAAAGCUUGACAGAGUAUGAUCCUCGGUUAGUUACAACGACUUGCUUGUACUUGGCAUCAAAAGCAGAGGAGAGCACUGUACAGGCUCGAUUGCUAGUUUUUUAUAUUAAAAAGAUUUGUACUGAUGAGAAGUACCGUUGUGAGAUCAAAGACAUUCUUGAAAUGGAAAUGAAACUCCUCGAAGCCCUUGACUAUUAUUUGGUUGUUUUUCAUCCUUAUCGUCCAUUACUUCAGUUAUUACAGGAUGCUGGUAUGACAGAUCUCACUCAUAUCUCUUGGGGCCUUGUCAAUGAUACCUACAAGAUGGAUCUUAUCCUCAUCCAUCCGCCAUAUAUGAUUGCACUUGCCUGCAUCUACAUUGCAAGCGUUCUCAAAGACAAAGAAACCACCGCAUGGUUUGAGGAGCUACGUGUGGACAUGAAUGUGGUGAAGAAUAUUGCAAUAGAGAUCUUGGACUUCUACGAUUUCUACAGGGUUGAGUCCUUUAAAGGUAUGGCUGAAUCUUUCAAAGGAAUUUCAGAUGAGAAGAUCAAUGCUGCUUUGCAUAAGUUGACACCAAAGCCAUGAUCUUUCUAUUCCCUUUAAUUCCUUGUAGAAAAUUACUUGUGACUUGUGACUGUUGUGCGCAAGGAAUAUCAUUACAUGCUAAUAAAUAAAAGGGAAAUGCUUUGUAUAACUCGGAGUAAGUAAAAGAAUUUUACUUUAGACCUUUUGUGUUAGGUUUCUUCA